AUGCUUGUAACUCCUCGACUAUAUUCGGCUUCACAAACGCGUGACCGGGCCCCUAUCUCCUUCACUCGUUCUACUUGGCCGAAGUUUUAUUCACUCUCCGGCUGGCAGCUAAACCCAACAGAUGCAAAAUUGGCGAGUGACAUGCUGCUGAUUCGGCAAACCGGAAGCGUACGGGUUGGCGAGGUUGUGAGAUAUACCCUGACAUAUACUCCGGCAGUCGAUGGCGUCCAACCUUCCCUAACUGCGCUUCAUGUCAAAGUAAAAAACACAUCGGCAAUUCCACUACGAGCGGCGUAUCUACACGGCCCAUACACACUCUAUGCCGCCUGUUACCCGUCUUCUUUCGAUCCGAAUAUAAAGUCUGAUCUGGUCGAUGCUGAUGUCGGCCCCCAGUUUGAACCCUAUCUCAAAGCCGGUGGGAUAUGGAACGCCAUCAUUCCUAUUACAAGAGAAACCUCGCAAGAUCGGGGCCAUGUUCCCACCUCCCAAUCGCACAAUCAGCAAAGCGUAACGUGGGUCAUCGAGAUUGUUUCCCAGGUCGUUUUUUCCAAUUCGGCAUCUGUAAAUUUCGAGGUUCUAGUUGGUCGCGAUGAAAGCUCGCUGGAGUCUUUGUCCUCAAGUGGACUCCUCGAAAGCCCCAAGGCUGCCAGCUUACUUGAUCACUGGCCCCCUGGUACCCGAGGCGAGCAAGUUCUUGCCACCAAAGGAGUAUUUUCUGACUCUGUUCAGCUGCUGGUAGAUGAUACCUCUAGUCUUUGGAACACACCCCGCCUUCCAGUCCUGAGCUGCGAGGAAGCGAAUAAGAAUAACAAAACAUCACGCACCGAAUUUACCGAGCCAGGUGCUUUAAAUCCAGGGAUAACUGACAAUUCCGCACCCGUUACACCCUCCAAACCGCGCAAAAAGAUCCAUCUCGUAGUGUUAACUCACGGGUUACAUAGCAAUCUCGGCGCAGAUAUGCUCUAUCUCAAAGAAAGCAUUGAUGCCGCAGUUCAACGAGCUAAAAAGCAGCACGCGCGCACAGACGAUCAGGCAGUAAGUAUGGCAUGUUCGCAAAGUUACAGUGCAAAAGAUAGUGACAAUUGUGACUGUGAAGAUGAGCAGGUAAUUGUUAGAGGGUUCCCAGGGAAUGCUGCUCGCACUGAGCGUGGUAUUCAAUACCUGGGGAAACGUCUUGCGAAAUAUGUUCUCCUGAUGACCUAUCCGGACCAGCCUCAUCUGCCUCGUAAAAAGGUAAAGGCUAGAACGUUUACUGGUCCUUUUACUUCCUGGAAAGGAACGGCAGGGGAGCCAUCUACUACGUCCGAUGCUUUCUCCCAAACUUCGUCAAAUAUUCACCCAGAGCAAUUGAACUUGGAUGAGCACUAUGCCUACCAAAUAACGAGCAUCAGUUUCAUUGGCCAUUCUCUUGGGGGCCUCGUUCAAACAUACGCUAUUGCAUAUAUUCAAAAAUACUCCCCUGAAUUUUUUGACAAAAUAAGGCCAAUCAACUUUAUUGCCUUGGCAACUCCUUUCUUAGGCCUCAGUAACGAGAAUCCGAUGUACGUUAGGUUUGCUUUGGAUUUCGGCCUCGUUGGUCGUACUGGCCAGGAUUUGGGACUUAGCUGGACGGCACCUAGGGUACGAAGCGGGUGGGAGUCUAUAAUCGGCGGAAAAGGAGAACCAUCAAAAUCCCAGAGUCGCGCGGAUGCACGGGCAAAACCUUUGCUAAGAAUUCUUCCUUGUGGUCCUGCCCAUGAUGUGCUUUCCAAGUUCAAGCAUCGCACGGUAUACUCUAAUCUGGUCAACGAUGGCAUAGUUCCUUUGCGGACGUCGUGCCUUCUCUUUCUUGACUGGAAAGGGCUAGACAGAGUGGAAAAGGCGAGGAGAGAGAAUGGAAUUGUUGGGACUAUGGCUGAAUGGGGAUGGGCCGAAUUAACUGGUGCAAAUUCAAAGUCCCCCAAGACCUCUCGCCCAGCUACAGACUUUGAAGUGACAGAGACUACGGAAAGAGUUACAGGGCUUGUCGAGAGAGUUUCACUAACGGCGAUCUCGCAACAAGCUAUUGAUACAAACUCCCUGCCCUCUGAUUCAUUGGUUGACAAUGGGUCUUCCGACCAGGCUCAAUCCCCACUCGAGGGAAACCAUACUCCCACGAACACAGAAACACACGAGAAAAGCCCGCAAAUUCGGUCCAGCCCUCUUAGUGGUUUAUUUUCGAUGUUCAGAUUACGGCAGUCAGCUGGCUCUGGACAUAGGCAAGCCAAAAUUCUCAGGCGCAGCCAAACUCUUGCUACGGUAUCUCCCACAGGUAUAGAUCCACAGAAUGGUUUCCAUGACGGGGAUUGUGCCGAUGAUUAUGGAUUCCAACCACCUCCGAAGACGACAGUCUUUGAGUCGGCGAGUGAUCUCCUGAUGCCGCCCCUGCCGCCCACUGAAUUCAUUGUUGACCCUGCGUCACGACCCCGGACUAUUUUCCAUGAUCGGGUUUAUUAUCCCGAGGAUAUUCCUCCUCCAUUUACUAAACGACGGGCCUCGACCUUUAAUUCCUUUCAAGGUGGAAGCUCAACCGCACAUCCUAUCUCUACAGACGAACCUCUAGGUGAAUCUGGCCUCAAAGUUGAGGAGAAAAUUGCUAGGGCUUACCACCGGAAAUUAUCCUGGCGAAAGGUUCUCGUCCGGCUCGAACCUGAUGCACACAAUAAUAUUAUUGUUCGGCGAAUGUUUACCAACGCGUAUGGCUGGCCGGUUGUGAAACACCUUGUUGACACACAUUUUGGUUCGACGUCUCCAAUCAGCUCGGGAGAAGGCCCCGCGGGAUUUAUGGGGAGUAUUACCCCGCCGACUGCACUUGGGAGCAAUGAGGAUGUCCAGGGAGACGGCGGAAUCGUGAAAUCUUCCCCGUCUACCUGCAAUGGGGUCAUUUCUGACCAUCUCUAA
Aspergillus ochraceoroseus IBT 24754 is the source of this 2919-nucleotide messenger RNA. Its product is annotated as lipase ROG1 family protein. Gene Ontology annotation, molecular function: monoacylglycerol lipase activity. The coding region runs from base 1 to 2919 and encodes 972 amino acids. The transcript is spliced from 3 exons. Lineage: Eukaryota; Fungi; Ascomycota; Eurotiomycetes; Eurotiales; Aspergillaceae. The record is from RefSeq and is a predicted model, not a curated record.